Messenger RNA from Humulus lupulus (European hop), 1152 nucleotides. RefSeq names its product rac-like GTP-binding protein RAC2. Gene Ontology annotation, cellular component: cytoskeleton; nucleus; cell projection. Gene Ontology annotation, biological process: cortical cytoskeleton organization; regulation of cell shape; regulation of actin cytoskeleton organization. The record is from RefSeq and is a predicted model, not a curated record. Bases 295 to 885 code for a protein of 196 amino acids. Gene Ontology annotation, molecular function: GTPase activity; GTP binding; protein kinase binding. NCBI's taxonomy places the organism in Eukaryota, Viridiplantae, Streptophyta, Magnoliopsida, Rosales, Cannabaceae. The transcript is spliced from 7 exons.
AUCAUAGUAAAGUUAAAAGAAUAAUAAAGGAACAUAGCUAAAGUGGGUUUGAUAUGAGGCCCUAAUAUCUUAUUAAAUGCCCACCUCAAUGCCCCUCCAUUUCUAUUCAAAAUUCAAACUCACCACCACCACUUCAAUUUCAAUACCCUCUUUUCUUCUUCUCUUUUUCUCUACCUAAACUUGCUACUACUGCUUCAAUGGAGGUGGAGAUUCUCAAAACAGAGAAGAACAUCAAGCUUUAUUAUUACUAAAAGGGUAUUACUCAAACCAACCAAACAGGGGUCAUACUCAAAAAUGAGUACUGCUAGAUUCAUCAAAUGUGUCACUGUGGGAGAUGGAGCUGUUGGGAAGACCUGCAUGCUUAUCUCCUAUACUAGCAAUACCUUCCCCACUGACUAUGUUCCAACAGUGUUCGACAACUUUAGUGCUAAUGUUGUAGUUGAUGGCAGCACUGUCAACCUGGGUUUGUGGGAUACUGCAGGACAGGAGGACUAUAACAGGCUAAGACCUUUGAGUUAUAGGGGUGCAGAUGUGUUCUUACUAGCUUUCUCUCUUAUUAGCAAAGCUAGCUAUGAAAAUAUUUCCAAGAAGUGGAUCCCUGAAUUGAGGCAUUAUGCUCCAACCGUCCCAAUUGUGCUAGUGGGGACCAAACUUGAUUUGAGGGACGACAAGCAGUAUAUGAUUGAUCAUCCUGGUGCUACACCAAUCACAUCAGCACAGGGUGAAGAUCUAAAGAAGGCAAUAGGUGCUGCAGUUUACUUAGAGUGCAGUUCCAAAACUCAGCAGAAUGUGAAGGCUGUGUUUGAUGCAGCUAUCAAGGUUGUCUUGCAGCCUCCAAAGCCAAAGAAAAGGCGAAAGAAGGCCAAACCUUGUGCCUUUCUCUGAACCAAUUUUCAUGGUUAUUGUCACAGCCAAUGCCAAUAUUAUCAAAGACAUUUUCUUCUCUUUUUUUUCUUCUUUUUGUGCCAAACUUGAGAUUCCUUUGUUGUUUUUUUAUUUGUUUUUAAUGUUUCUCUAUAUGUAAUCAUAUUGUGUUUUUUUUAAUAUGUUUCUCAUCAUGGAUUUGAAGGAAAAUCUAUUGUAAGUUUACAUAUUGUAAUCUUGGUCAUGAAAAAAAAAAUAGCAAAUAAACAGGACUUUUGUUAGGUUUCA